CGAGCUGCGGCGGAGAAUGCCGACGAGCACCGAUCUCACGGGAGGCUCGCUUGCCCGCAAUGAAAGAAGCGUCCGUCAGUCGCUAGAGAGCGCUUUUCGUGUUAACAACGCGUCUCUGCGCAGCUCCGCGAGUCGCAGUAUCAUCGCACGUAUCACCGUGCCCGACGUCACGUAACUGCGCAAUCGUGCUCGCACCGUCCUUCCGAGCCCCCGGUGGGCCCACGCGCGUGCCUUGACAGUCGCGUUUGUUUGGCGGGAAAUCGACGGCCGUCGUAACUCUUCGUGCUUAUUUACGCGUUGUCAGAGGCGAUACUCGGUGGUGGACUCCCCCACCGCGGGAUCAGCAUAUUGCUGCGGGCCGUGUGCAAUAGCGGCGUUUUUUUUUUCUAUGGAAUUUUCUCGCGCCGAGACCACGAACUGCGUUACCGCGUCUCGGCUGUGCGUGGCAGUGCCUCGUCGUGUGUGAGUGCGAGACGCGAAGAAACGACGAGUGAGAGAGACAGAGAAAGAGGAGACUCCAGAGACAGAUUGGCUCGCGUCACGGACGAUCGCCACGGUGGACCACGAAAUUCGCGCGGGAUACGUCGCAACACGCUCUCUCGGCCGUUCUCGCUCACGGAUACUCACGCGCAAGUGCGGGCCGUGCGACGUUGCCGGAUCUAUACCCCCGUCCCGGAGGCUACGCCGAAGGAAGGAAUCUUCUCUUGCGUGUCGCGAACUUGCGGAGAAGAGUGAAUCGUGCGGAUAUCGAUAUUGCGUCGAUCGGGAGAGGAGUUCCUGCACGGGUUGGCCUUGACAGGACAGCUCGGGUGCGGUGCAGCGGGAUCGCGCGCGCGAGGCGGAGUUUGUUUUCGCCGCCGCUAUCUCUGUCUGGCACAUAGUAACCGUGUGGUGCCUCCCCCCCCCUGUGUUGCCAAGCGCGGCUGCUGUUCGCCGUGCACGCGUCGCCCUAUGAUCCACGCUUCCUCGGACGGAAAUCGAGCCGAGCAUCAUCGUCGUCGUUGCCCGUCGGGGCAAGCGUCACCGUUGCGGCACAUCGCGCGACCAUCGCAUCGACGAGCACGCGGAUCUGAGAGCGCGAGGAAGCGGUGCUCUUUGGUCAACGCUCGGCAGCAGUGCGGCCAUUCGAAAUUCGGUGGGUCGCGCCACGGAUCGCAGCGUUGCCACGUUCCUGUCCGCGUAGCCGCGAUUAUUUCAACGUCCCACGACUACGGCCGCUGGCGGCGGCAGCGGGGACGCGAUUCCUGGAAGGAGUCAUCAUCAUCCCUGCGUCACGGCCAAUGCUAGAAGAGGCGAUCUCUCUUAUCUCGCGUAGCGCGUGUCACAACUUCUCGAUAGUGUAGUGAAAGGGGCCACAGAGACGGUGAAGAAGCAACGGACGGAGAAAGAAUAGGAAGAGACUGCGCCGCGUGUGCUCGACUUAUCUUACACGACUUUUCGCGCUCAGAACUUUUGUGUUAUUUGUCUCCACGUGUGGGAACGAGCGCGCGCGCGCGGGUGAGCGUUUGCCGUAGUGGAGCGCGGCGGCGAUAGAGCGCGACGAGACGAAAUAUGAGCGCACGAGUGCUGAACCCGGCGAUGAUGACGGAAAUAAGCAGGAACCUAAGCAGCGGCGGUGGCGGUGGUGCCGGUGGUGGACGCGCGGCGCCGAGCAGGGCCGCCCUCGCCCGCGUGCGGCGCGAUCUCUUCGGACCGGUGGACCACGCGGCGGCUCGGGACCUCGCCGAGCGCGAAUUGCAGGCUCAAUCGCAGCUCGAUGCCGAUCGAUGGGGCUUCAACUUCCAAGUGGGCGCACCACUUCAAUCGAACUCGCGUUACGAGUGGGAACCGCUGACGGAGCACGACGUCGUGCCCGAGCCCUACGCCUUGCGCGGCAUGCCCUACCUGAGGAAACACGCGCCCGGUACGCCGCGCAAAUUGCGCUUCGACGACGCGUCGACCGCCGCGGCCGCUGUCGCCACGACAGCGCCAACCACGUCGCCAACAUCGUCGACGGCAACGACGACGCCGUUGACAACGAUAAUGACCACGGUGACAACGAUGCCGAGCACGAGGAUCAUCGAGCAGAUGGAGACCGUCGUCACGCCGACGGCCGAGAGGACGCCGCCGCAGGAGCCCCGAGUGCCCGAGAUUGGCGAGGUCACGAUGCCCAAUCAACUCCUGGAAACGGACACCAAGAGGAAGAGGUGCGCGAUAGAGCCGACCACUCCCGUACUACCUUCUACCGCGAGGAAACAAUCCAGUAUCACCGACUACAUGAAGAGUCGUAAACGCGGCCUGAACGGCACCACAAAGAGCAUGAUAGAGCCACCGGAGAAGAUCACUCGCAACGCGGGUCAGAUACGCAGCUAAAAGCCUUCAGCUUCCUUAUUCGAACGUCGCCGUCUUUUUCCACUUCGUUCAUGCCCACCGUGAGAUAGUUACCGGAAGCGAGGAAACUGCUUCGCCGUGUGGAAUUAACGAGGAAGAGAAGAGGGCAAGGAUUCUUCUUGGGCAGGGGGAGGCGCGAAAGGUCCGCGUUGGCUGUGCCAUUCAUAUGUAGUUUUAUUCGCCAUGAGCGCAGGCGAAACGAAUGAAUAAAAAGAAAAAAAAAAAAGAAAAAAGUUUACGAGAAACGGGAGGUAACGCCGUUCUCCAUCACGUAUAUCUUCGUUUGUCAAUAGCAUUUUGAAAUACCGCGAGAAUUAUGAGACCAGCGGCAAUCAAGAAAAGACGUGAGGCGAGGGGAAAAUAGAAGGAUAAGAAAUAGGCAAGAACGAAGGAAUGCUUGGUGGGGAAAGAGAGAGAAAGCGAGAAUAUGACUCUCGUCGCUAUUUUUUUAUAAUAUGUGUCACAUCAUUUUCUGUAUUAGAAUGUAGAGUAAGUAAUACUAAGGAAGAAUAUAAAAAAAAAUUAGAUUGUAGAUAGAGUAAUAUUUUGAUUUGUGUCCAAAUUAAUUAAUGUAAUAUAUUCAUUGUUUGUUUCUGAAACGUUCGUAGAAAAAUGUUUAAACGAUGUCGUUACACAAACAUGUUAUGGAAAAAAGAGAGAGGGAAAGAAGCUAAGAAAUACAUGCAAGUUUAUAUAGGCUAUUCUCACAUAGGGAUUAGAAUUGAUUAGAUUCUAAGAGAUAGAACACAGAGUAUAUCGCGCGUUCAUUGGAUCUAAUUGAAGGGAAUGCUUGAGCUGGUCCAUGGAAUUUUCGGUACUUGUGAUUGCGGCGUUCUAAGCCCGGUGAUGAAAUUCUUUUAUUAUAGCUGUAAAGAUACUAAAAUUCUAUUGGAAAAUAGUCAUGUGGCAAAUAUCGCGCUAAUUUCGAUGCCGCGUCCUUGAAAUAUGUGCGAUAUCGAAGCUACUUCAAAUUUCCAAAUUUAAAUAAAGUUUCACGGGGCCUUUGUUUGAAAUUCUCAAACGAGUCGGGCGUGGUCUUGCGAGAACAUAAAACGGAAAAGUGCAAGAAUGGUUGCGAUUCCGUGGCCAGAAUGCGACCAGCUUUAAGGAAGAAGAGAAAUAUAUAUAUGAUUUAGCUGUAGUUUGUUACCCAAGUUUAAGCAUUGAUCUCCUGUACGAUUUUAAGAAAGUACAGCCGAUGCCAAAUCACCCCGUGAUUUUUUCUUCUCUACCUAUUAAAUACAGAAAAGAUUUUCGUCAUCUCCUUUCUCCCUAUUUCCCUUCUUUAUCCCAUAUCGCAUUUGUUUCCGGCAGAUGCGAGAGACAUAAUCGUCAUAAAGUCACAGUUUUUACGACAAAAAAAAAGUUUAAUUUCCUCUUUCAUAUCAUUCUCAUUUCUUUUACGUUGCGAAUUAAAAUAUAAACCUUUUUUUAAUAUUUUUAUGUGACUUUCGGUUAAGUUGGAUUCCUCGGUUUCGCCGCGAUAUUCUCUUGAGAAUUUAUUUAUAUUUAAACAACGCUUUUCAGCCGUGCUAUAAUUUUCCGCAUUUGAUUUAGACACAUAUAACAGUUUAUAUAAAAAUUACGAUUUUGAACAUCUGUUUGAUGAAACGUAAAGCUAGUAGAAAGUUUUUUUUAGAGAUUUGACUUAACCUAAUCUUAAAAAAAAAACACCCGAUGAUUCCAGUGUAAUGUCUCCGUCAAGAAUUUUAAAUUAAUUACAAUGGUAUUAAUCUUUCGUUAGAUAAUAUACGUAUAUUAAAAAGGAGUUUCUUUUAAAAAAAGAAAUUAUAUUAAACUCAACCUUCAAUUAUCUAACAAGAGGUUAAUAGCUAGUUACUCUUCAUUUUUGUAAUUAUACAAAGAGAAGCAUUUUUUUGACAGACAUCAUCGAGACCAACAAUAAGCAUUUCACAGUGUAGAAGGAGUCCAGUGCAAAUAGUGAGGCGAGCGUUUAUUUCGUUCGUCGACAACGAAUUUAUAAAGCGUAAAAUAUUAGCGUAUUACCUAAUUGUAUAUUAAUUGAGAGUUUUAUAAUGGUAGCUGUUUAUCAUACACGACUUUUUGUUCGUUAACGCCCCAUUAACGUGAUCCUCAUCAAAUAUCCUAUCGCAUCUUGCUCCUCCUGAUACUUUUUUCCUGCCUGCCAUUUCCUUUUUGAGAUUAUAGCCCAAAAAUACGACUGGUGGUUACAAGCUAUUUUUUCAAUGUCCGCCCGUAACAUCGAGCAUGUGGGAAAGAAGCGUCGAAAAAGUGCAACGAUAAAUCAAAUUUAAACGUACGCAAUUGAUCGCAAUGCUCAUUUUUUUCUUUCGUGCGGAACAGAAAAUCCAGAGUUUCACAAAAUUCACGAAAUAGCAGUUGGAUCGGUUGAAAAAAUAACUAUCAUUGAUUAUUAUGCUCGUGGCAGAUGCGGCACCUCGCGAUCUCGGCAUUAGUGCAACAUGUUAAAGGAAAAGCAAGUGAAUUUAUUCCAACAAUGUCACUAUGGCGUAUGACAUCUCUUCGACAAUCUUUCACUCGAAAAAGUGGCAAUAUCGUGAUAAUAUUUUUGAGUUGUAGUAAAAAUAAUUAUUUUUUGUCUUUAAUGACGAAAAAUAAUUAUUUUUUGUCUUUAAUGACGAAAAAUAAUUUUUUUUAAUGACGAAAUUGCAAAAUUAAAUAAAAAUAAUCAAAAGUUCUUCAUACAUCACGAUGUCAUCGUUAGAUAAAAAAAAACAGAACUUAGGAAUCUCGUAAGAUCUGAUGAGAAAACCGUGACGCGCGGUGCCUGUCGUGGAGAAAACUCAACAAAAAAAAUAGCAAAGAGAGAAAAAUCUAUUGUUUAUGUAACCCUGUGAUGUAUUAGUAUGAUCUCAGUAAACAUAACUUAGCGUACUUUCAUCUAUAAUAAUUAGAUUAUUAUAGAUAAUAAUUAUGUAUGUAUAUGCGACAAUGUGACAGACAUUUGAAAAUUGUCACGUAGAGCAUAAAAAUUAGAAAUCACGGAUAAGGUCGACGAUUCCCGACAUUUGUGUAUAUGUGUGUGAAUGUGCGUGCGCGUGUGAUACAUGCAUGAGAGAGAGAGAGUGUACAUAGUGCAUUCUGCAGAAUAAAAGAUGAAAGAGAAAAACAUAAUACAAAAGAGGCCACCUAGUGAAUCACGCCUCAUUUUCAGUCGAUACUCCGUGAUAUAAAAUUUAUAUAUGUGUAACGACAAUAUUAUAUGAUGUAUAAUUAUACAUAAAAAAGCUGUAACUAUAUAAGAGAGUAUAAAAAACUAACUAACUAACUAACAUAAGUGAAUUGUGACCCCAAUUGUUUAUUAAAAAAAGAUCUAUCUAUAUGAAAAA
Molecule: messenger RNA, 5702 nt
Organism: Wasmannia auropunctata (little fire ant)
Lineage: Eukaryota; Metazoa; Arthropoda; Insecta; Hymenoptera; Formicidae
Gene: dap
Product: cyclin-dependent kinase inhibitor 1C
Exons: 2
Coding region: 1552-2352 (266 amino acids)
Biological process (GO): regulation of cell cycle
Cellular component (GO): nucleus
Molecular function (GO): cyclin-dependent protein serine/threonine kinase inhibitor activity
Source: RefSeq, a predicted model, not a curated record